Molecule: messenger RNA, 1615 nt
Organism: Pelobates cultripes (western spadefoot toad)
Lineage: Eukaryota; Metazoa; Chordata; Amphibia; Anura; Pelobatidae
Source: the annotation of a GenBank genome assembly
GUCUACGCUUCAGAUCUGAGUAAAGAACCUGCCUUCCAGCUCAUUGCAAUGGAAAAUACAUCCAAAAACCAAGAGAUCCAGAUGAUUCCAGAGCAGUACCAGGUUCUUGAAAAGCUUGGAGAAGGGACCUUUGGUCAAGUUUUACUGGCUCAUGACAAGCUAGCAGGUACAGACAGUUUGAAUAUCCCCGAAGACUUUGUUGGCACACGUGUGUAUCUAAUAACGCAGUAUCUAGAAUAGUUAAUGGCUAUAACAACCUGUAAUUCAAGCAGAAAUUUCACUUUUUGCACAACCUAGUAGCCAAAAAAAAGUUAGUUAUUUUCUUUGUCUUUUUAUUUACAUUGUAUAUCCUGCUGCACUGGCACAGCUAAAAUAGGCAAAUUAAAUUUCCAAAUGUUGCAUGCACGAAUGAGGCACCUGGAAAUAAAUACUGGAGCACAAAGAGAACGGUCUUAAUAGUAUUAAACAGCCUCAUGCUACUCCUGACACAUUAAUGUUACUAUAGUUGAUUGUAUUCAUGAAAAUGGUUUUAACAACCGUCUUGAUAAUUUUUACCAGGUCGAUCAGUGGCGCUAAAACUGAUGAAGAAAGAGAAAACCCACCAAGAUGCCUUUGUCAAGGAAUUCAAGGUUGCGGUCUAUCUUUCUCAUCACAAGGGUAUCAUUACUACCUACCCCUACUUCUUUGAUAACCUGCACAACUACAUCUAUGUCCAGGAGGUGGCAACAGCAGGGACCCUUGAAUCCAUUAUUGUUGAGAAGGUAAGAAAAAGAAGCUAAACAAUUGCUUUGGAAUAGUCUCAGUGGUAUUUCUCAGCAGAUUAGUAACAACGCAUAGUCUUGUUAGAGUUUCUAUGCUAAUUUAGGCAUGGGCAACUUGAUACCCUAUGUACUAUAACAAACUGGCAGAGGAGAUUUGCUGGAAUUUUAUAUCACCAAGAGCAGGAAGGCCACUGGUUACCAACACCUGUUCUAGCUGCAUCUUAGUUUGGUUAAAUAAUUAUCAAUGUUCAGGUUGAUUUCAUUAAAUUUUUUUUAAUAACACAGCCAUCUCCAUAAAAAGUGCUAAUUACUUUGUCAACUCUUGCUGAAUAUUGAGAAAUCCUUGAGAACUGGAUGUAUGACAUACAUUGAUAAUUAAAAAAGUAUGUAAAUCAUUGCUUACAACACAAUAACCAAUAUUUGAGGAAUACUUUUGCUAGAGGAGAGUUAUCAGCCGAUUUAUUAAAAUGUUUUUGAAAGUGAUAUUGGUAAAUGUGUUUAUUUUUCUCUACUGGAUAUUCUACUGAAAUAUUUUGUUUUUAUCUAAUCUUCUAGGUUGGGUUACCAGAAUACAUUGUGAAGCGUUGUGCUGCUCAGAUUUCCGAAGCAUUAUUUUUCAUUCAUAAUCAAGGGUUGGUGCACAGAGACCUGAAACCAGACAACAUCUUGCUUAUGGAUAAAGAAUGCCACAACAUCAAGAUCGGAGAUUUUGGUCUAACAGAACGUUUUGGUAGAUUCAUCCCAUCGAUGUCUCAUAUAAUACCAUACAUGGCACCUGAGCUUUCUAUUCUGGAACCUAACCAGUAUCUACACUUGGGUCCAAGUAUUGAUGUCUGGGCAUUUGGAGUCACCCU